This is a messenger RNA of Wyeomyia smithii (pitcher-plant mosquito), 1030 nucleotides long. RefSeq names its product ATP-dependent Clp protease proteolytic subunit, mitochondrial (gene ClpP). Gene Ontology annotation, biological process: protein quality control for misfolded or incompletely synthesized proteins. The transcript has 2 exons. Gene Ontology annotation, molecular function: ATP-dependent peptidase activity; serine-type endopeptidase activity; ATPase binding. The record is from RefSeq and is a predicted model, not a curated record. Lineage: Eukaryota; Metazoa; Arthropoda; Insecta; Diptera; Culicidae. Gene Ontology annotation, cellular component: endopeptidase Clp complex. Bases 125 to 805 code for a protein of 226 amino acids.
ACAUAAUAUAUUUUUACAAAGAAGCUGGCACCUCUGAUUCGCACGACAUUCCGUCAAAAUAAAACGAAGUGCUUAUCUUGUUUACAACGUCGUUGUGUCCCCGAAAACAACUUUCUCUUAGAAAAUGAUGCGUAUUACCAGUUUAUUUAGCAAUAUUUAUAAAGCUAAACGAUCGCUGCAUACGUCGAGCAGCAACCUUCUCAAUUUAGUUCCCAUCGUUGUGGAGCAAACCGGCCGGGGGGAACGGGCAUAUGACAUAUUUUCAAGACUGCUGAAAGAACGCAUCAUUUGCUUAAUGGGACCAAUCCACGAUGACCUCAGCUCCCUGAUAGUGGCACAACUACUUUUCCUUCAAUCAGAAAAUGGUAACAAACCCAUUCACAUGUACAUAAAUUCACCGGGAGGUAGCGUGACGGCCGGCUUGGCAAUCUAUGACACUAUGCAAUAUGUAAAACCUCCUGUUGCCACCUGGUGUGUUGGUCAGGCAUGCUCCAUGGGGUCAUUGUUACUUGCGGCCGGUUCACCCGGUAUGCGUCACUCACUGCCAAACGCAAGAAUCAUGAUUCAUCAACCCUCCGGUGGGGCGCAAGGUCAAGCGACGGAUAUACAAAUACAAGCCGAGGAAAUUCUCAAAUUAAAAAGACAGCUCACGGAAAUUUACGCCAAACAUACGAAUACGGCAGCGGAUGUGUUAUACGCUAAAAUGGAACGAGAUACGUUCCUCAAUCCAGAAGAAGCUCAAAAGCUAGGAAUCAUUGAUACUGUGUUAGAGCAUCCGCCAUCCUCAACAGAAGAGUCCUCGUGAUUAUGCUCAAUUGACUAUAAUAGGGGUAUAUAUAAUUCCAGAAUAAAACAGAGUUGUUUUUAGAAUUCCGCACAUGUAAUUUUGCAUUACUGAAGGUCGGCGAAAUUUAAAUUUAUUAAAUGUUGCAUAUCAAAUGGCAAUUUGCAUAUUAAAAUCAAUCAUGACUUUCUUACCCAACUCACGAUACACUGUGCAUAUAAACAGAAUAUAUCCUUUUUAAUUUUA